Messenger RNA from Sitophilus oryzae (rice weevil), 611 nucleotides. RefSeq lists its product as uncharacterized. The coding region runs from base 45 to 566 and encodes 173 amino acids. The transcript has 3 exons. The record is from RefSeq and is a predicted model, not a curated record. NCBI's taxonomy places the organism in Eukaryota, Metazoa, Arthropoda, Insecta, Coleoptera, Curculionidae. Gene Ontology annotation, cellular component: mitochondrial ribosome.
UACUUAACCAAUUAAAUAAAAUUUAAUAAUAUUCUAGUUUAAAAAUGAAUACUUUAAGAAAAUCUUUAAAAUUAACACAUAACUUAAAAUGCCUUAGAAAAUAUAGCAACAGCUUGUAUGAACCAGAUUAUUUAGACGCAUUGAAACCAAAAAUUCCUUUAUAUGAGGCGUUAAAUAUCCAAGUCAGAGGAUAUGAUUAUCCCGUACUAGAAAAUUAUCAAAAAUACUUACAUAACAUUAUUAAUAACAUGGAUAUUAAUGUGGAAGAUGCAUGGGCAGUCCCAGCUCAAGUUAUGAAAAUUACAACUUAUAAACCGCAAAGUGAGGUUGUUGAUGGCCAGUAUGAACUUAAGACAUAUGAAAGAGUUAUACAAGUAACUGAUAUAUCCACUGUUCAGCUUCCUUUAUUACUUCGAGUUAUAGAAGCUAGUACACCUGCUGGUGUUACCAUAGAUGUUGCUGUCCAUGAUGAAUACCAUGAUAAAGCGAGAUAUGUACCUGAUAGCCAAUUAAAAGCAUUACAACAAGAAUUGGUUGAUUUAGGAGGCCCGUCCAAAAAAAAGUAGUAUAUUCUUUUGUAAAUAGAUAAAUAAAGCACUUAUUACACUGUU